Messenger RNA from Naegleria gruberi, 1170 nucleotides. Its product is annotated as DnaJ heat shock family protein. Bases 1 to 1137 code for a protein of 378 amino acids. The transcript has a single exon. The record is from RefSeq and is a predicted model, not a curated record. Gene Ontology annotation, biological process: protein refolding. Gene Ontology annotation, cellular component: cytoplasm. Gene Ontology annotation, molecular function: Hsp70 protein binding. NCBI's taxonomy places the organism in Eukaryota, Heterolobosea, Eutetramitea, Acrasida, Naegleriidae.
AUGAAUUCCUUCUCAACAGGUGGCGGAAAUUUUCAUCAUCAAACAAUGACUACUUCCCGAAGAUCAUCAUCUAUUAGAUUUUCUCUCCUUCUUGUAUUGUGUUGUUGUAUUUUGUUUAUUGGUAGUUGUUUAGCUGCUGAUCUUUAUGAAACUUUACACGUUCCAAAGAAUGCUGCUCAAGACCAAAUUAAACGAGCAUUUAAAAAGUUGACAAUGAAAUAUCACCCUGAUAGAUACAAGGGUGAUGAUAAGGCUGAUGCUCAAAAAAAGUAUGCCCAAAUUUCACAUGCCUAUGAAGUCUUAUCCGAUGAAAAAAAGAGACAAGUUUAUGAUAGAUAUGGAGAAGAAGGAUUAAAACAACAAGAAAGAGGAGGUCAUCCUGGUGGUGGAAUGGGAGGAAUGGAUAUUUUCUCUGAAUUCUUUGGUGGAGGUGGUGGUUUCCAUUUCAAUUUUGGUGGAGGUAAUGAUGGACAAGAAGAAGAAGAUGAAUUCAAGGGUCAAGAUUUGAGAAUCCCACUCGAAGUUACUUUGGAAAAUCUCUACAAUGGUAGACUUAUGAACUUUAAGAGAGUUAGAACUGCUCAUGAAGGAAAUUCUCAACCAAAGAAAUGUGAAUGUAGAAAUAAGGUUAUCAGAAUGAUGGUUAUCAAUGGUGUUAUGAAGAGAAUGACUGAAAAUAAUUGUGAAGAAUGUAAGAAUCGUUUCGAUGUUGUUCAAAAGGCUACUGCAUUAACGAUACAAAUUGAUAGAGGUAUGAGAGAUGGUGAAGAAAUCAUUUUCUAUGGUGAAGGUGAUGCUACCAGAUCUCAUCGUAGUGGUGAUUUGAUCUUUAUUGUCAAGACUAAGGAACACUCUACAUUUACUAGAGUUGGUGACGAUUUAAAGAUGAAGAUGGAUAUUUCUUUGAAGGAAAGUUUGACUGGACUCACCAAAAUUAUCAAACAUUUGGAUGACAGAAAUUUACAAAUUAAGAUUGAUAACGUCAUCAAACCAAACAGUAUUAGAGUUGUAAAGGGUGAAGGUAUGCCAAGAAAGGAAAACCCAGCUCAAAGGGGUGAUCUUCACAUUGAAUUCAAUGUCAUUUUCCCAACUAGUCUCACUACUGCACAACAAGAUGAGCUUAAGAAAAUUUUGUAACCUUACUAAACUAUAAAAAAUAUUUUCAAUUAU